AUGGCAGCGGUACUCCCCUCAGAGGAGAGCAGCUAUUUCUCUUCAUCGGCCCUUCGCCGUUCACAAUCACAAAGCAGCUUUGCACACUCUGCUUACCAUUCCGCGCCAACUGCGCAUAUCACGUCGUCGUUUCAACCACCCUCCAAGGUCUACACGGAAUCCGAUGUAUCUUCAGCGCCCUCUUCCCCCCCAACGAUACAGGCAGAAUCCACCGACGCCUCCUUCUCAUCCACUCCCGCCAGUAACUUGUCCAUAUCUUCCGACUUUGAUGAUGACGUACUCGGCCUCGAGGACGGCUCCGAGGACCUGUUCAGCCUACCCUUGCUCUCGCAAGACAAGUUUUUCUUCCAACAAGACUUUCACCCGCACGAUCACCUAGAGCCGCCCCCAAGCCCCAAGACCGGUGAUUCCUACACCGAGUCCCCUGCCGAACCCGACACCUCUAGCGCGACCUCCGGACCCGACACCCCCGACGUCGCUGAGCAUGCCGAAGAUGACACGGCUGUGUCGAGCCGGCCAUCCCGGCAGGUGGAUUAUCUGUCUCACGACUGGAAGGAAGAGGAUAUCUGGUCAUCCUGGAGAUACAUUGUUUCCAAAAGAGGAGAGUUUUCCAAUAGCGCCAGACUGGAAAACGCUUCAUGGAGGACGUGGAUGAAGGCUAGGAAUAACCUCCGAACCAUUUCUCCAGAGGAAUUGAACUGGCUCAAGGACUGCGAUGUCACCUGGCUCUACGGACCCCUACAAUGUGGCACAAAGAAUUUGAAUCCUACUGGAACCGAACCGUCGAGUGUGACCAUGUCUAAAACGGAUUCUCUCGUCAACCUCAACAAGAAGCCGAUUCUCAAGAAGAGAAGCAUGUCCGAAGUCAUGCUACAGCGUUCCCUUGUCUCGUCGUCUUUGCUGAAGCAGGCUACCGCCGCCGUCCAAGCCCAAGAAACUCGGGGUGUUCUCAAGCACAAGUCGGACAUGUCCAACACUGAUUACUACGUUACCUAUCCCCUCUCUAUCCGAAGAGGUAGCAACGGUACUUCGAGUUCCUUGGCAGCAUCGACAGACUCGUCCAAUAUCUCUUCUCCCUUUCCUGAACGCAAGCACAUACACUUUAAUGAGCAAGUCGAGCAAUGCAUUGCCAUUGACGUGAAAUACGAGGACGACUUGGAACAGGACUUGCCUGAUGAAGACAGCAACUCGGAUGACUGCGGUGUCAUGAUGAAGAGGGUCAAGUCCAAGAAACGUGCCGUGUCGAGGAAGAAGAAGAGCAGGAAGAUGACCGCCACGGAAGGGAAAAUGGUUGCCAAACUGCCGUCAACCACGCUCAAAUACCGCGAGGACACGCCCGACCCACCAGAAACAGCUAUGAAGCACAGCACGGCGUAUCGAAGCCCGAUGAUUUCGCCGUCGUCGUCCCAAGAAACCCUUCGACCGGCAACGCAGGCAUCUAGAUUCUUUUUUGGCGAGGAAGAGAUGGACGACGACAGCCUCAGCGAGGGAACUCUGAUAUCGUCCACGGGUUGGCGCUCUCCGCCCACAGGGCAAGCCGGGUCUAGCCUUGACCGAUCGUCAUCCGGAGGAAGCUUGACGGAUGAGCCUGCUGGCAUGCGCCGCACGCCUUCAGGCAUGUUCAUGCCCUGUGAAGACGGUGAAGCUGUACCGGGUGAUGGAAUUCUCGGACGGGUCAUUGACACGGUCAACACGGCACGAGAUAUUGCUCACGUCAUUUGGAAUGUUGGAUGGAGAAAGUGA
Molecule: messenger RNA, 1743 nt
Organism: Ustilaginoidea virens
Lineage: Eukaryota; Fungi; Ascomycota; Sordariomycetes; Hypocreales; Clavicipitaceae
Exons: 2
Coding region: 1-1743 (580 amino acids)
Biological process (GO): protein catabolic process in the vacuole; cellular response to glucose starvation
Source: RefSeq, a predicted model, not a curated record